AAAAUGGAAGAAUAUGUGAAUGUUAAGCAAGAGAAUCAGGAUGAGGAUGAGUAUGUUGACGAUAUUCUGUUAGUCAUGAGCCAGGAUAAAUUAAAAUAAAAUCCGUGAUCCAUUUAUACUCGACUCAUCCCCUCUACACAGGAAGAUCUCACAGGCGCUUGGUCAGAUAAACAACUUAAAUGCUGAAGAAGAACGCACUUGGACGCAACUUUCUGAGAAUGUCAAGGCUCUAAUGUCUCUACUAGAGUUCAAGAUCAACACUUUGAAUAAAUCUCUGAGUAAAAUCAGCAACCAGCAAUACAGGAUGGAAUAUGCAGAAAAUUUACAGAAAAGGAAGGAAAUAGAGCCCAAACAGGAGGAACAAGACGAUGGCAACUUCUCAUGGAACAAGCUCUGGAAAAAGAUUGAUACUGUCGGGUCAAAGACACUCCAGAAAUCUGAGAGUACUCUUAAAGAUGUCAACUCUGUAUUUGCAGAAUUUUCAGAGUUGCACAUGAGUUAUGAAACUGCUACCUGCAAACAAUUCGGUAUGACAAAACCUCGUAGUAAGGAUACUAAGUCUGAAGGCAAUAUCAAGCAAGAGGAACCCAUACAGCCUUCUUCGCAAGAUGUUGAAGACGGCAAAAACAUGAAAAAUGAAGUUAAAUCUGAGGAUGAAGAUUCUUUUCUAGAUGAUCUCCUAACUGACCCUGAUGAGUUUAACAAGUUAAAACUCAAAAUUAAGAGGCCAUGAAUCAACAUGCUCAAAUUUACUAAAACUCAGGGGCAUAUCUCAAGAGAUCUGGACAGAUUUAUAACUAAAAGAGUUGAAAAAGAUCAAGAAUAUACUGAAAUAAACGAAAAUUUGAUAAAAUCUGAAGGAUUUGACUUUAACACAACGCAGAUGCUCAAUAAUUCUCAGGAUUAUGACAUGGAAAUGGAGCCAGCCCUUCCUCUGAAGAGGAGAGCUGUCAGUAAGAUCCAGUCACAGAUUGAGAAAUUACAAAGAAAGCCAGCUAUAAAAGCUAAGAAACGUGUUGUAAAGGAAUAUGAAAGAAUUUGAGUGAGGAACUACAAGAUUUUUAAUAAUAAAGCAGAUUCAAAUAGAAAAAUUGAUGAACUGAUUAACGAAAGCAUAUCAAUUGCUAGAACCCAGAGAAACCUGAAGCAUCAGACAAGCAUAGAGAUCUCUCAUAAGAAGUUAGUCACUUUAAAAUAAGAACUUGAACAAAGAAAGGAGUGAAUUUUUACGAAUUUAUUCACAAAAACUGAUAAGUUCACACAGAAAUCUGAGAAUCUUACUAAAGAACUCUCAUGAGUUCAUUAUACCCGACCUACGAGGGAUUAAAGAUGAGUACAACUCUGAUGCGAAUUAUGACUUUGAGAUAAACUCUUCUGAUGGACUUGAUUCACUUCAAGGGAGCUGAGUAAUGUUUGACCCACAAGAAGACCUCCAAAAUGAAGAUAUUCACUUAGAUUUAUACAAAAUAAAAGCUGAAAUUGGCUCUGACCCCUCUGCAGGACUGCACAAAAGCAAGAUAGAACCUAUGGAGAGCAAUAAUGUUAUAGAAUUAGACUCUUGCUCUGACAAGGGAUCUCAAGAACAACUUUCUAAGGACCGGAAGACAUUAAGAGGUAAGAAAAGAGUCAAAGAAGAGCUAGAAGACCCCUCUGAUGACUCAAAGAAUGACAUCAACAACGAUAAUGACUUUGAUUAUUGAUUCGAUGGCCAGAAAGGAAUCGAGAAGUUACCUAUUUCAAGGACUAUUGAUCUUAAGAAGGUUAAAUAAAAUUAUUGCAAAAAAUGUAGUAUUAGAAAUUAAGAAAAAAUCUUUUAAAAGAAUCAAGACAGAAUGUGAGGAAGAAGUCAACAAAAAGAAUGUUCCUUCUCAGAUGUUUGGCCAGAUUUUCAAGAACAUGAGGAAGAAGAACCCUUCCCUAUCGAUCCAAUCAUUUUUCAUUGCAAGUCUUCACUCGAUAAAGGAAACUGAUAUUGCUCUGAAGAACGUUGAAGGUGAUGCACAGCUCGACUUUAUUGUUAAUGAAAAAUAA
This is a messenger RNA of Moneuplotes crassus, 2031 nucleotides long. The record is from the annotation of a GenBank genome assembly. Lineage: Eukaryota; Ciliophora; Spirotrichea; Euplotida; Euplotidae.